Chara braunii is the source of this 798-nucleotide messenger RNA. Lineage: Eukaryota; Viridiplantae; Streptophyta; Charophyceae; Charales; Characeae. The record is from the annotation of a GenBank genome assembly.
CGUCUGUCCUCGUCCUUCACUCCCGUCCUCCCACAAUGCUAGAGCCAGACGGCCAACAAUGUCAUCGUGGGGAGAUUGGGGGGGUGAAGGACGAGGAGGGAAGUUUCAUGGUGAUUAUGAUGAUGAUGAUGAUGACGACGACUACAACGACGACGACGAUGAUGACGGUGAAGACGAGGUUGGUGAUGAUGAUGACGACGAGGACGAGGACGACGACAAGGAUGAUGACCGAGACGAUGAUGAUGAUAGUAAGGAGGAGGAGGAGGAGGAGGAGGAGGGGGUGGAGGAGGAAUCUCCAGAUGAUUAUGAUGAUGAUGAUGAUGAUGAUGAUGAUGAUGAUGAUGAUGAUGAUGACGACGACGAUGACGAUGAUGACGAUCCGGCAGCUGAGCCGUUAAGGCGGAUUCCGGGGAAAGCGUUCUAGUGCCGGUGAAAUCUUAGCCACUGCCAGCUGAUUCAGGGAACCCAACUACUAAAUUUGCAGAGAAAACCAAGAGAGGGGGAUGAAAGUUUGAAAGGGAGAAGUAUGAAGUGCCCCCUGGAGAAAACCUUUGUAUCCUCUCGAACCUGAAGGGAGACAAAGGGUGUGAGCACUGAAACGAGCCUGCACGUCAUUUAAUCACCCUGGUUGCCCGUAAGGCCCGCCGUGAAAAACAAUGGCGGGAAAGUUCUGUCAGGCCGCACAGGGGURUAACAAUGAGUCAAUGACGAGAAUAGGGCCUCACACACUUUCUACCCCGUUUAAUGCUGUACUUUCUGCUCCCUUCAGUGCUGUAUAAACAAAAAGGUUUUGCUGAG